Messenger RNA from [Torrubiella] hemipterigena, 979 nucleotides. NCBI's taxonomy places the organism in Eukaryota, Fungi, Ascomycota, Sordariomycetes, Hypocreales, Clavicipitaceae. The record is from the annotation of a GenBank genome assembly.
CCAGGCGCCAGCACAGCUUGCGAAGAGGGCGACCACAUCACCCCAAGGCCAUCUCCAAGCAUCGCACAUUGAAUCACCACGACAACGCUAUAGCGACAUACACAUCAUGGAGGUUUUACUUGGCAUUACAGGCAAAGACUUUACCCUCAUUGCAGCAUCGAAAGCUGCCAUGAGAGGGGCAACAGUCCUCAAAGCUUCCGACGACAAGACAAGAGAGUUGAACAAGAACACAUUGAUGGCCUUCUCAGGCGAAGCUGGUGAUACAAUCCAAUUUGCCGAAUACAUCCAAAGAAAUGCGCAGCUUUACUCGAUGCGAAAUGAAACCGACCUCUCACCAUCGGGUCUUGCACACUACGUUCGCGGCGAACUUGCAUCCAGCCUUCGAUCACGAAAGCCAUACACUGUCAACCUGCUGAUGGGCGGUGUUGACCCCAUCACAGGCAAGCCCCAUCUGUACUGGAUGGAUUACCUUGCAUCAAUGGCCGAAGUUCCAUAUGCUGCUCAUGGAUACGCUCAGUACUAUUGCUUGUCUAUCCUAGACAAGCACCACCAUCCCGAUAUCACUCUUGGCCAAGGAAUUAAGCUUUUGAACCUUUGCACAGAUGAGCUUAAGCGACGUUUACCCAUUGAUUUCAAGGGUAUGAUAGUUAAGGCUAUCAAGGCGGAUGGCAUUGUGGAUAUAGAAUUCGACGACGACAAGAUCGUCAAGUGUGCUUAACUGGGAUAAAAUACCAAUUGAGGAAACAUGAACUUACAACAAUGACGUAAAAAAAACGUCUGUACUAUUACGUGGAACGAAAUUGAAUCGACGUUGUUGGUGUCUAUCUGUGAUUCUCUCUGCUCUGAAUAGUAGUACGCGCAUGUAGGACUAGAAACCUGUUAACGCAUCACAAUGUGAACAAACCAUUGUUGUAAAUGUACCCUACUUGCGGUGCGCAUCUACGGAGACUCAUCGAUGUCGACGAACACUAAUACAUCG